This is a messenger RNA of Manduca sexta (tobacco hornworm), 888 nucleotides long. RefSeq names its product pro-resilin-like. The coding region runs from base 1 to 789 and encodes 262 amino acids. The record is from RefSeq and is a predicted model, not a curated record. NCBI's taxonomy places the organism in Eukaryota, Metazoa, Arthropoda, Insecta, Lepidoptera, Sphingidae. The transcript has 6 exons. Gene Ontology annotation, cellular component: extracellular matrix.
AUGAGGCGACCCAGUUCAAGAACGUUCACUUGUAACGGGUUCUCAAUAUCGCCAUCUAUAAGGCGGCAGCUCGGCGUAGGCAUAUCAUCGCCGAACAUUUCGAGUGCAAAUGAACAUCAAACACAAGAUGAAAAGUUUAGUACGCCGCCCACUACGCCUGUGGUGGAAUACGAAGCCGACGAGCGUGGUUUCAAGCCACGGAUAUCCGUGGAGCCAGCGCUCCGUUCUGGUUAUCUCCCGCCUCCGCCUGGCGGAAAUGGUUACUCUCAAAUCCAAACCUUCGAAGCUCCUGAGAUAGUGGCUGCUCGGAGUCUGGAAGCUUCCCAUGGGCAGGCGCGUGGUACCUCUGGGUCGCUUGGACAAGACUACCACGACGUCCAUGGUAAUGGAUUUGGAAGGAAUGCUCUUCGCGGAUAUGAAUCUCCUCAAGCCAGAUUCAAUGGAAAGCAAAGUUACGACAAUGCGGCAUCAUUUGGAAGAAAUGCUUUUGACGGAGCCAAUACUGAACCAGCUAAGUACAAUUUCGGGUACAUGGUGAAGGAUCAGGAAGGCACAGAGUUCGGCCACCAUGAGGAGAGACAGGAGCAGCGCGCCCAAGGAGAAUACCACGUGGUACUCCCUGAUGGCAAGAAACAGACAGUAAACUACGAGGCGGACGAGCAGGGUUUCAAACCACAAAUAUCCUACCAAGAUACUGACGUGAGCCGAUCGGGAUAUGACAACAACGCUCAGCUAUUUCGCACCAAUGGUCGCGGUAACUAUGGCAACGCGCGCUCUAGUGGCUACUGAGCGAAUUAAAAAUGUGACGUCAAAACGUUAUUUUUAAAUUUAGAAUACAUUUAUUUUGUCAAAAGAAUUUAUUGCUGAAUUAAAUGAUAUGAAAUGAAA